AUGGCAUCCGGUGCCGACGCUCUCCUCGCCCUUACGGGUAGACGCACCACAGGUCAAAGUAUUCGGACUCAGAAUGUGACUGCUGCUGUGGCAAUCGCAAAUAUUGUGAAGUCCUCCCUUGGUCCUGUUGGGCUCGACAAGAUGCUUGUUGAUGAUGUUGGAGAUGUCAUUGUAACUAAUGAUGGUGCUACUAUUCUGAAGCAACUUGAAGUAGAGCAUCCGGCUGGGAAAGUCCUCGUCGAGUUAGCGCAGCUUCAGGAUGAUGAGGUUGGUGAUGGUACCACCUCAGUAGUCAUCGUUGCCGCUGAACUGCUAAAAGCUGCCGAUGAGCUUGUCAAAAACAAGCUUCACCCCACUACCGUCAUCAACGGUUAUAGGCUCGCUUGUAAGGAGGCUGUCAAAUACAUGCAGAUAACUUAUCCAAUUGCUGCCGUAAAUGUCUUGAAAGCGCAUGGAAAGAGUGCUCGCGAAUCAAUGCUCAUCAAGGGAUACGCUCUGAAUUGCACAGUGGCUAGCCAAGCGAUGCCACUCUCAGUUCCAAACGCAAAGAUUGCUUGCCUUGACUUCUCUCUACAAAAAGCGAAAAUGCAUCUUGGAAUCUCUGUCAUUCGUUGA
Messenger RNA from Ostertagia ostertagi, 615 nucleotides. The record is from the annotation of a GenBank genome assembly. Lineage: Eukaryota; Metazoa; Nematoda; Chromadorea; Rhabditida; Trichostrongylidae.